Messenger RNA from Penicillium salamii, 542 nucleotides. The record is from the annotation of a GenBank genome assembly. Lineage: Eukaryota; Fungi; Ascomycota; Eurotiomycetes; Eurotiales; Aspergillaceae.
ACACAGUUGAUAACGCAGAGCCUAUCCUGCGAGACACAGUUGAUAACGCAGAGCCUAUCCUGCGAGACACAGUUGAUAACGCAGAGCCUAUCCUGCGAGACACAGUUGAUAACGCAGAGCCUAUCCUGCGAGACACAGUUGAUAACGCAGAGCCUAUCCUGCGAGACACAGUUGAUAACGCAGAGCCUAUCCUGCGAGACACAGUUGAUAACGCAGAGCCUAUCCUGCGAGACACAGUUGAUAACGCAGAGCCCAUCCUGCGAGGAUUGUUGUUGACGCAGACCUAUCCUGCGAAGCACCCUCUUACAUCGCUGGGCUCGUGGCAGCGACAGCCGUGGCCACGGAGACGCUCAAGCCCGCAGGCAAGAGAGGGACAUCGUGACACAUCGGAGUGUGAGGACCGAAGUCCUGAUUUUUUUGGGCUGGGAAUCUGGCCCCUUUUAUAUCUUUUCGGCUACGUCUCUACCAAGGAACCAGUUGCGCAGAAGGUAGCGAGAAUCACUGUCUUGUUAUUGUCGUUGAAGACAUUUGAACAACGUUGA